CCUCUCCCUACCAUGUUUCGUUACCUCGACGCCCUCCUCCUCCAGUGCCGCCACUUGCACGACAAACCGCCUCAACCCGACCUCAUCUGCCCCAUCUGCAGCUACGCGUGGGACAAACCACCCAUCCGAUCCACGUUCCUCCCCCUCACUCCCUGCGGCCAUUGGGUUCACUACCGGUGUCUCAUUUGGCGAGCCAGCGCCAACCACUCCGACCGAGCGAGAUGCCUAACCUGCGGCGUCGUCCUUUUCGAAUGGGAAGGCAUUUCCAUGCUCACGCUAGCCACACGAACCGGACUCCUCCCGAUCGAGAACCCGGCUCUCCAACGCAACUACUUCGACAACGACGCCAACAUGAUCGUUACCAAUACUAGGGAAGCGUACGAAGCGGACUGCGCCGUCAUCGAAAACACAAUCUAUACCUGCUUCAACGAGGAGUAUGUUCGUACGGACGUGCUGGCUGAGUUGCAUAGGCGGGAGAGGCCGAGGGCGAUGUGGUUGAAGUAUCACACUGAUGAGGGGUUGGUGCUUUGGGAGAUGCUGGUGAGUAUCAAGUUGAAGCGGUUCAUUGAGGAGAACUGUGGCUGGGUGAUGGGGACCGAUGGGUGGAAGCAAUUUGAAGAAGGG
Westerdykella ornata is the source of this 624-nucleotide messenger RNA. RefSeq lists its product as uncharacterized. The record is from RefSeq and is a predicted model, not a curated record. The transcript is spliced from 2 exons. The annotation marks the transcript as partial. NCBI's taxonomy places the organism in Eukaryota, Fungi, Ascomycota, Dothideomycetes, Pleosporales, Sporormiaceae.